Penicillium verhagenii is the source of this 3105-nucleotide messenger RNA. RefSeq names its product exocyst subunit SEC5. The transcript has 2 exons. NCBI's taxonomy places the organism in Eukaryota, Fungi, Ascomycota, Eurotiomycetes, Eurotiales, Aspergillaceae. Gene Ontology annotation, biological process: Golgi to plasma membrane transport; exocytosis. The record is from RefSeq and is a predicted model, not a curated record. Gene Ontology annotation, cellular component: exocyst. The coding region runs from base 1 to 3105 and encodes 1034 amino acids.
AUGUCCGAUCUGGACGUCGCCAGCCACUACAACCUACCUUCCGAAUUCCCCGAAGAAUGGCCCGCCGCGUUAGACGAGGGCGAUGCAUCGGAUGAAGAGCCCCUGGAACGAACCAAGUCCCGACCCCGCAAAUCGCGCUACUUUGCUCUCGAACGAACCCCCAGCGAGUGGCGGAGUGGCUAUGGCUCGCAACGACGCGGAAAGGAUACUAGAGAGAAUGCGCAGAAUGAUGAGCCGGACCCAUUGGGAGGGGGGGAUAGUGUCUUACGUAUCUUGAAGCAAAAAGGCUUACGUCUUGAGGAAGAGGGGGGUAAACGCUCACGGUUUCUGUUAUCAUCGACCUCUUUCUCCCCCGCACUCUUCCUGUCUCAGGCCCACCACUCAGACUCAAUCGAAUCACUCAUGGCGGGGUUAAAUCAUCUGUCUCAGUCUAUCGACCAGAAGUCGGCAUCGCUGAAAGUCCUGGUGGAAGCAAACUUCGAGCGUUUUGUUCGCGCCAAGGCAACCAUCGAUAGUGUAUACACCGAAAUGCGAGAUCAGGGUGCGACAAAGGAGCAGAACCUGGCUCCCCGCAGAUCAGGACACUUCCGAAGCUUGUCAGGGCAACGGGGUCUCUCUCCUUCCCCCGCAGCUAUACCUCAUGUUGUCCCUAAAAAGACAGCGCUCGUUAAGGAGAGUGACUACGGAAUGAAAGGCAUUCGGACUCCCCUCGUGGAGGCGUCCGUCAAGGCUGAGGAAGUUUGGGGGCCCGCCCUUGGAGGUCGUGACCGGGAGCAGAUACUUAAAUCCGUCGUUGAAACUAUGGAGAAACAGCGCGAUGUAUACGAGAUUGGAAGUCAUCUGUCCAAGUCCAUCCAACAGCGUGACUAUGAUUCCGUGUUUGAAGAAUACACCAAGGCGAGGACACUGGCAAAUCGGGCGAAAACUAUUGUGGAGCAGGCCUCCAGCUCGCGUCGGCAGCUAUCCGAUCAUGAAGCGCAUACGAUCUUGGCGAUGGGGCGGAUGUGGAUGGACGUGGACGAGCAAAUCCAUGCUUUCAAGCGUGAUCUUUGGAGGCGACUUGGUGAUGCUCCAACGACUUCCACAACAAGCACUGUAUCGGGUCCGGUUGAAGAGCAUAUGGAGCUUAUUGGGGCAUUAUUGGAGUUGGGUGUCGACGAUAAUCCUAUUUGGACGUGGCUCCACAGCCGCUACGAGUUCCUCAAGACUAAGAUCACUUCAUUCUGUGACCGCUGCAAGGUGGAAAUUGAGAUUUUGAGACGUCGACUUGCUAGCGAGGACAAACCAACUGCUCAAGCCGUAGCAUCAUACCUUCGUUUAGCACCCCGUGACGGUGCAGCCGAUGUCCACGGAAACCUUGACACAGACCACGUCAUUGAGCUCUGGGACUGCGUCCAAGCGUUCCUCACCCGGCUCCUCUCAUCGCAGGGUGGCUUGCUGGGCGAGCUCUUGGAUUUCUGGGAAGUAGCACAUGCAUUCAUUGAUGGCAGUCGCCAGCGACUUCUCCCCGUUGGCUUUGAAGGUGAGAGCCGGAAACAUCAUCGCCUUACCCCUGCGAAUGUAGAGGACCUUGAGAGGGGUGCUGUGGAACUGGUUAAUUUGAUCCGAGAAAACGUUCUUGCGCUCUUCAAUGAUCCCCCGACCGAGGAUAUCUCCCUUCUCUCCUCCCCUAUUCCACAGACUCCAACAAGUCCGGCACCCCAUGGCGUCACGCCUACUGAGUCCCGAUUUAAAUUGGAUCCGAAGAACCUGCCUAUUCCUGCCCCUCAACGAGGAGAGCACUGGGAGGGCUUUGCCUUCUGGCCACCCUUCUCCAACUCACUCAGUGGCGUUCACUACUUGAGUAAAUUUCUCAUCAUUAUCGGUACAGCCGCCAGCGAGAUGGCAGCCCUGCGCCCAGUUACCCACAGUGGAUCAACCCAUGAUCUCCUAAAAUCCCUGGUGAGUGUUGCCCGGGACAGAUCUGCUCGGGUCGCAUGCACUGCAUGGAGUAAGGAUGCGGAGUCUUGCAAGAUGUUAGAGAACUGGACCAGGGAUUCCGAAAAGCGAGACUUGACUAAAAUGCCUGGCUUGUUUGUGGCCUUUGAGAGUGCCAUCCUGAGUGGCAUGCAGAAGAUUCUGUACAUCUCUGAAGCCAUGAGUAAAUCUGGGACAGUUGAUGUCGUCACUCAACCGCCUGCUAAGCUCCUCCAGAUGGUUCGCACACAAUUUGUGUCCAGUGUCUAUAAGGCACUUAGUGGGUUGGUUGAAAACGCAGAGCGAGUCGCAGCCUCAGAAGAAGGGAACGAAUGGGUUAUUAGCCGACCAGUCAUGUCAAGCCAGGCUCUUGAUGCCGCUUUGUCUGUGCUGGCGGCUGACUCUGUGGACUCACAGGACAGGAAUGUGAGAAUCCUUCUUACACUUUCCAACCUGAAAGCUCUUCAGUCCGAAUAUGUGCCCCAGUUGAUCUCCAACUUCGAAACUUCUUUCUCCGUUAAGUUGACCGAUGAGGCCAAGACAGUCCGGGAUGUCCUGAAGCAAAUUGAAGAUCGACUGUUUGUCUCAUACACAAGCCCGACCCUCGCCUUGUUGAAGAAGACAAUCUCUACCGGCAUCGAGUCUCCAGACUGGGUACCCAAGACCGAUCGACCUGAUCAGGUUCGCCCUUACGUCUACAAUACUCUUUUGACUCUGGUCUUGGUGCAUACCGAGAUCUCUACCACUGUACCAUCCACCGUAUCCCCGGGUGCAAGCCGGUCACCGCCAAAUUCCCCUUCGUCAUUACUGACCACCGUACUCACCCAUCUACUGGAGCAAAUCUCCGCGGCCUUGCUCAAUUCCUUCCGUGCUCGAUCCAGCUUCUCGCUUGCUGCUCUCAUGCAAGCCACCCUGGAUACCGAGUUCAUUGCGCAGACCCUCUCCCAGUACUCGACCGAAGAGGCAUCUGGACUCCAGAGUCAGAUCUACGUGGAGUUGGAUCAUCGCACGACCAAUGAAGCUCGCACCAAAUUGCAGGCCGACCUGGGCGAGAUGAGGGUUGUAUUAAAACGACUGAGAGACCGGACAAAGGGCGAGUUUGCCUGUUUCCGCAAGCCUCGCAGUGGAAACAAGAACCCUUCUGCAUAA